Molecule: messenger RNA, 369 nt
Organism: Choloepus didactylus (southern two-toed sloth)
Lineage: Eukaryota; Metazoa; Chordata; Mammalia; Pilosa; Megalonychidae
Product: DPEP2 neighbor protein-like
Exons: 2
Coding region: 1-369 (122 amino acids)
Source: RefSeq, a predicted model, not a curated record
AUGUCUGACCGGAUCUUCUACAUUAACGCUAACUUGUCUUCUGUCCCCUGGGCGGGCAGCACAGCAGCUGUGGCUCCUGUUUCUCCUCCCACACCUGGCUACUACCAUCUCCUCUACCGAGGGUGUGGAGAAACCCGGGUGUGCUGGCAUGGGGAGACGUACUGCCUGGUUGGAGGCUACCGGGUCUAUGGGGAUGCUCCUGUGGCCACCCCAGCAAAGGCGGAAGCAGAGAAGCCAGGCCCCAGGCGGGGUCUCAAGAGACGCCGAGCUCUGGCAGAGUCAGACGAAGACCCAGGCUGCUCUGGCCCCAAAAUUCGGCGUUUACAGCACAGUGCCAGGAGGCUGACCCACCAGAAGCUUGCUGGCUGA